Messenger RNA from Colletotrichum godetiae, 605 nucleotides. RefSeq lists its product as uncharacterized. NCBI's taxonomy places the organism in Eukaryota, Fungi, Ascomycota, Sordariomycetes, Glomerellales, Glomerellaceae. The record is from RefSeq and is a predicted model, not a curated record. The transcript has a single exon. Bases 83 to 412 code for a protein of 109 amino acids.
CAGGGCCUGUUUCGACACACUUCACACGAUAAUGGAGCGCGCGGGGGAAACACAAAAAACUUUGGGCUGAUUUUAAAGACUAAUGUCUGAUUCGGGCUUCGAGGCUUUCACAAUUCUCUUGUCCAUGAUUGUUUGCUUUAUGAUAAUGACGAAGCAGUGCACAUAUAAUGUCUUGGCUCUCUUUUUUUCUCCGGUGGGCAAAGGGGGAAAGCGAAGGGACAUCAUCAUUCUUGAGAGAGAAACGGAGGGAAACAUGAGAUUUUUUGCGCGUUUAUUGCUUUCGUCGGCCUUGGACCAGGUUAGGUUCGGCCGGACACUUGCUUCUUGCUUUUUUGUUCUAUUGCUGUUUGGCCGGAAUGGCUAUUUUGUUUUUCUUCUUUGCUGUGUAGGAAAAUCCGGGUUGGAUGCGUAGCGUAUUAGCUUCGCUCCUUUGCUAAGCACACUGGUAGUGAUCAAUUCUAUGGAAACACGCACUAAACAGAGAGCCUCCUCAUAAACGUUGUUGGUGUUAUCAUUGACGGUGCAACUGUCGUCAUGAUCGUACGGGAUGAAUGCCUUUACCCCAUGCAUGAGGCUACUCAGUACAUGAGUCUUUUAUUUGGUAA